AUGGAAAUUGUCGAUAAAUUUGUUGAAAAACAUGCAUCUGCUAGUUUUAAGAUUUGUACAAACGAUGCUUUAACACAUCAGUUUAAUGAUAUGAUAAAGCAAUGUGAUGAGCAGAAUGCGAAUAGCAAACAUAGAAAGUCAAAUAAGAAAACAAAGAAAGAGAAAUUGGCUAAUAUGUUGUGCAUGCUAAUGAAAAUGAAAGAGAUUGCAGAGCAAAAGGAAUUGCAGUGGUACUCUGAAAAGGCUCAGUUAAGGGGUGAGCUGGAUAGAGUUGAACAGGGAAUCACUGUGGCUAUUGCUAGCGCUGAAAAUGAUGGUUGUGAGUGUGAAGAUCUCAGAGAGGAAGUGGAUAGGCUGGUUCAACAGAAUUGUGAUUUGGAGGAUGAAAUAGAGGAGUAUGAGGAAAGAUGUAGACUUAGAGAUCUGAAAAUUGCAUCUUUAGAAGAGAAAGAAGAAAGGAAUGAUGAUGUUGUAAAAGUACUUAAAGAUCGAUUGCAUGAUGUUGAUAAUCAACUGAUUCAUAAACAACAUUGCAAUAUGACCUUGAGAUCACAGGAAAGUGCUAAUAAUCAUUGUUGUGGUGAUCAAACAGAGGAGCAGCCUAUUUGCACUGCAGAUGGGCCACAAUCAACCCCAGAUCAUAGUUCCUCUCUAUUUACUCCUUUGUCAGAUGAAAGCAGACAAAGAAGAGAUAGUUUGCAUAUUCAUGGUAGCAAUCGUAUCCAAUCCACAACACUCUCUAUACAGGAUAAAACAAACCUAUGCCAAAUAUUGGGGAAAUUUGAUACAAGUGCUUCACCCAUUAAUCUUUCCAACAGGCUGGAAGCUGUGGUUACGCAGUAUAAUCUGAACAAUAGGGAUGCAUGUGCCUUAUUUAGGGUAUGGCUCCCAUCUCAGCUGUGUGAGAAGUUACAGCCUCCUGUGGGCACUCACAAAGGAUUAUCUGCAGAACUCAACUCCAACUGGGGAAAUGCAAGUGAUAGGCUGAAAGAAUUGCAGAGAGUAAUGGGGGGAAGAGAUAUUAGAGGUACCAAUGCCCUAGAGAAUGCAAAAUUAAGGAGAGGGGAUGACCCAAUCAUUUUCUGUAGUGAGUAUUUGACCCUAUUUCGUGCUACAUAUAACUGUCCUGACAUGCCUCCUGACGACAGCAGUUUUCUUUAUUCAAUGGCUAAUAAAUGCACAUUUGUUGACUUCCAACAUAAAUAUUGGUGGGAAAACAUGAAAGACACUGUUGUGAGGGUUAUACAAGAAUGUUUAAUCUGUGCGCAAAUGAAUCCGAGGCCAAAAGGACAAAGGCCUGUGCUGUCCAGGAUACCGUUGGCAGAAGGACCAUGGGAAAGGCUACAAAUUGACUUUGUUGGCCCUUUACCCAGUGCUCCUGGAGGGUAUCGUUACUUGCUAGUGGUGAUUGAUGUGUUUUCUAAAUGGGUGGAAGCCUUACCCAUGAGGAGAGACACUGCAAUAGCAACAGCAAAAGCCCUAUGGAGGGAAGUCAUCUCAAGAUGGGGAUUCCCUAAGACCAUAGAGUCAGACCGAGGCACACACUUCACAGGAAAGAUCAUGACAGGCAUGUGUGAGAUGUUAAAUGUUGAGCAAAAAUUUCACGUGCCAUAUCAUCCCCAAUCGUCAGGAAUGGUAGAAAGAAUGAACAGAACCCUAAAGGAAAGACUUAAAAAAAUGGUACUACAAUCUGGAAAUAACUGGUUGUGUCAUUUACCCACAAUUCUAAUGGCAAUACGGGGUACAGAGGCAAGAGGCACUUCAAUCACCCCAUAUCAAUUAAUGACUGGUAGAAUUAUGAACCUGUGCCACCCUGCAGACCCGAAGCUUAGUACACCAAUGAGGGACAGUGCUGAAAAGGAAAGAUUCCUUGCACAGUUGCAAGACCAGGUGCAAAAAUAUCUAUACUUUGCGGCCAGCAAUAUGGCUCCAAAGGCAAAAGAGGAACCUGGCAGGCCACCAAUUAAACUAGAAGUAGGAGACAGGGUGAUGGUAAAGAACUUUGUGCCUAAGUCUUCAUGGGAUGCCAAUUGGAUGGGCCCAUUCCUGGUAACAGUAAGAUUGAGUGAUCAGGUUGUAAAGGUCAAACGGGUGGACAACAAGAAAGGGACCAAGUGCAUGAAAAGGAGGGAUAUGGAGAAGUGGGUUCAUGCAGAUCAAUGCAAACGGAUGUAA
Bufo bufo (common toad) is the source of this 2175-nucleotide messenger RNA. RefSeq names its product posterior protein-like. The record is from RefSeq and is a predicted model, not a curated record. Gene Ontology annotation, biological process: DNA integration. Gene Ontology annotation, molecular function: nucleic acid binding. Lineage: Eukaryota; Metazoa; Chordata; Amphibia; Anura; Bufonidae. The transcript is spliced from 2 exons. Bases 1 to 2175 code for a protein of 724 amino acids.